CGAUUGAAUCUCGUCUCUCUCAACCCUGGCAGUUGCCGCAGCAUCCGUUCCCCACUUCCAGCCCCCAGAGCUAUGUUUGAUCCUCUCUAACUGCACGCCCUGAUCCUGCCACAAGGGGUGCAUUUGGAAUCCUUUCUUCCAGCCACAAUUUCGAUUGCUGGCCAGGGUCGCUUCUCGCGCCUCGAGACCAGGAUCAAUUCGACCGCAGCUCCUCUCACUAUUCUAUUGCCGUCACAUCCCUCCCCAUCCCGCACUUGCAUCCGCUCUCGGGAUUCACACACUCCUAGCUCUCAGUUCGGUUCGGUUCGGUCUGCUCCGCCUUGCUUGCCGUCUGCUGCAUCCCCCGCUGCUUCUGGCCCAACUGCCACAUUCCAUCGCCCUUUCUUGUCUGCAACGACGUUGUCCUCUCUUGGUCAAGAAGACUAUGGCUACCUUCCAAACAGAAUUUUGGGUCAAGGGACUGGAGAUUCCCAAAACAUCGAUCAGCCCCAAAGACAUUGCCGCUCGAGACGCUCUCGUAUCGCUCGAGGCCCUCGAACGCUCGAGCGAUCCCCAGCGCCUGUUUGUCUGUUCCUGUGCAGACUCCUCCGAGCACCAGGACGAUAAUACCAGCUCCGACACACUCAGCCAUCGAAAUUGCUCUCCAAAGACCCUCAGCCGAAAGCGGCUGAUCCACCGGCUGUUCAUGCAGCUGAGCCAGCACGAGCCGACAUCGCCUCCACCCAAGGAUCGAGCAACAGGCUUGGGCCUGUCGAUUGCCAACGUUCUGCGCUCCUCCAAACGUGGCCAUCGGUCCAAGCCGGUGUUCAGCCGCGACGAUUCGGACUCCCCGUCAACGGCAACGACGACGGCGACGACCACGGCUUCAUCCUCGUCCCUGUCGUCGCUAUCGCCCUCCCCGGUAUCGUCGGCUCCAGUGUCGCUCUCCUCAUCACCAACAUCUCCAACAGGCCGUGUCCGCAUGACGCUCGGCGGCCCGUCCGUCCACGCUCCCAGGCCGAUGGUGGACUCUCGGAAUGCCUCGCCAGAGAGAGCGCUGGCUCGCCCAGACAGCCCAACACAUCAUCACCGGGCCUGCCAGAAUCAGUCUCACCAGCAGCGCCCAGAGAGUCCGCCUCAGCGCGACGGGCAUGGGUUCCAGGACAGUCAUGAGUUGGACCAUCCCGGGCGGGCAGACUCGCCGCAUCAUCCCGAACAGCGACACCCGCCUCACACGGACGGCGUUAACAAAGCCAUCGCAAAGCUCCUGCUGGUGCCCCAGACGCUCCAUCCCAAGACGAAAAAGCCGUCUGUCGACGAACCUGCCUGUACCUUGCACGAAAAGUAUGGCGACUGCAUGGUCACAGGCGUUCUUGGCCGAGGUGCAACAGCCUGCGUGCGUCUCGUCGUCGUCAAGGAGCAGACGGGGGACGCUGUCGUCGAGAAACUGCUUGCCAUCAAGAAAUUUCGCAAGAAGAGAAGGGAUGAGUCUCUCAAGGAAUACAUCAAGAAGCGAACAAGCGAGUUCUGCAUCUCCUCAAGCCUGCACCACAUCAACAUUGUCGAAACCCUGGAUUUGGUCAUCGACGAGGACCACGACUGGUGUGAAGUCAUGGAGUAUUGCUCAGGUGGCACAUUGUUCGAUGUCCUCCAAGAAUACAAAUUCAAGAGCCAGGAUAUAUCAUGCUGCUUCAAGCAACUGAUGGAAGGAGUCCGGUACUUGCACUCCAUGGGCGUGGCCCAUCGCGAUUUGAAGCCCGAAAACCUCUACUUUGAUGGGCAAGGCAACCUGAAGAUUGGUGAUUUCGGGGUCUCGGAAGUCUUCCAGACGGUUUUCGAGCAAUCGCCUCAUCUGUCCAAAGGGCUGUGCGGCUCCGCUCCUUACAUCGCUCCUGAAGAGUUCAUGGGACUGGAAUACGAUCCCAGAGAAGUGGAUGUCUGGGCAUGUGGUAUCAUUUACUAUACCAUGAUAUACAUGAACUUCCCGUGGGCGCAUGCCACGGACGAUGAUUCGCGAUACCAAAAGUUCCUGAGGUCGCGCAACGGCCAGUAUGCACCCAUCGACGGCUUACCAGACGAAUGCAGCUCGGUGCUGAACCAGAUUCUGGAGCCCGACCCGCGCCUCCGCAUAACGGUCUCGGGCAUCCUGGCGACGUCGUGGUAUCAGGGCAUGCAAGUCUGCUCCAUGCAUCACCAUGUGUGCAAGAAAAAGCUACUGAAGCGACAUGCGAGGCGCGAGCUGCCCAAGUGAGCCCCGUCUGUCGCUGUCGCAAGAGCCGCGGCCCCCGGAGCCUACCCGCACACCCAUCUCCCCGACGCAGCAACAUCAUCAGCAUUCUCUCGUCUGUUCCAUCUCCACGUACCAUCCAGCCAAGCAGCUUCCCUGCUUCUACCUCUCCCGGCACACAUCUUGCGUGCACUUGCAACCGGCACUCUUGGGAUGUAGAAAUACAGAG
Messenger RNA from Polychytrium aggregatum, 2435 nucleotides. RefSeq names its product kinase-like domain-containing protein. Lineage: Eukaryota; Fungi; Chytridiomycota; Chytridiomycetes; Polychytriales. The transcript has 11 exons. Gene Ontology annotation, biological process: intracellular signal transduction; protein phosphorylation. Bases 425 to 2230 code for a protein of 601 amino acids. The record is from RefSeq and is a predicted model, not a curated record. Gene Ontology annotation, molecular function: ATP binding; protein serine/threonine kinase activity.